Messenger RNA from Medicago truncatula (barrel medic), 1128 nucleotides. RefSeq lists its product as uncharacterized. The coding region runs from base 1 to 1128 and encodes 375 amino acids. The record is from RefSeq and is a predicted model, not a curated record. The transcript has a single exon. NCBI's taxonomy places the organism in Eukaryota, Viridiplantae, Streptophyta, Magnoliopsida, Fabales, Fabaceae.
AUGGAAGAAAUAAUUGCUCGUGCUGAAUGCUAUGUGAAAGGAGAGGAAUCUAAUGCAGAAAAAAGAGCUAGGGAUGCCAAGGAAAAAGGAAACUCAGGAGUAGAGCGGAGGAAUCCUUAUGUUCCACCUAACAGGGAUAGGGGAACCUUCAAAAAGCCUCACGAUAGGGGUCCUCAUCGAUAUUCGCACGAUCACUUCACCCCCUUGGACACCCGUCCUGAAAAAAUUCUCAGGGAGGUUCUCGAGUCAAGAAUAAUCCCGCCAGCUGCAGAACCCCGCGUCAAGUACAUGGGUCUCAACAAAGAUGCUUGGUGCAAAUAUCAUCAGGUACUAGGCCACGACACGGACGAGUGCGUUCAUCUGAAGAAGGAAAUUGAGAAGCUUAUCCAGAACGGGAAAUUAAGAGGUUGUACCAAAAACAACGAAGAUAGGCGUCGGCCGGAGGCAACCCUUGAUAAACCCGCUGCCGAGCCUAAACAUACGCUUCAUACCAUCUCAGGUGGUUUUGCCGGAGGCGGGGAAUCUGGUAAGUCCCGAAAGAAGUAUGCUCGCCAAGUGAUGCUUCUAGGAGAUGCUCAUGCUUCAGAAAAAAUCCCAACUAUUUCUUUUUCUCAGGAGGAUUUCGGACAGGUAAUCCCUCAUGAUGAUGAUCCAUUGGUUGUUUCUUUCCAACUUCUUAACCGGGAAAGGGUACUUGUGGAUACCGGCAGUUCUGCAGAUGUUCUUUAUUAUGAUGCUUUCAACAAGAUGGGUUUAAGCGAAGAACAGCUUCAACCUUUCAAGGGAACCCUGUCAGGUUUCACCGGAGAGAGGGUACACGUUCGUGGUUAUCUCACUCUGAAAACCAUUUUCGGAACAGGGGAUCAACAAAAAUCCAUGAAGAUCAGAUAUUUCGUGUUCAACGCGCCCAGCUCAUACAACGCUAUCAUUGGGCGUCCUUCCAUCAAUCUCUUAGACGCUUUCGUCUCCACUAAACACUUAAUGAUGAAAUAUCCCCUGGUCAAUGGGCGAGUUGGGAUAGUGAGGGGCGAUCAGAAGAUUGCACGAGAAUGUUAUCAUGCCAGCCUCAAACUCGUCGUGAAAAGCAGUGAAAUACUCGGUGUAAAUCUCAUUGACCUUGAUCCGUGA